AUGGCGCCUGGGAGGCCUGCUCGGUCAAUAAAGAUACGUGUACCCCGACAUAAUGCACAGAAGAUCGGGGCGAAACUAAGUGGAGAAGUUCAGCAACAAGCUCGCAAACAAGCAAUUCGGGUAGACACAACUCAACCAAACAGCGAAUCAUCUGCCGCAAUUGCUCAGGCUGUUGUACGGAUGACACUCUAUAAUACUUCCAGCUCGCUGAAGCAGAGACAGGAAAGCGCGUCUGAAUGGAAUUCCUUGCUUAUAACAGCGAGGGCAGAGCGGGGUCCUCAGUGGGAUGUUGGCACCCAAGUCUUCCAUAUCGACCAAUACUCCGAACUAUACUAUGACUCAACACCGUUGUUUGACGCUGUCAAAAAGCAAAGCGAUGUCGAGCACGCCGAGGAGCGGAAACAGCAGCAACAAGCGCAAGAGCAACACGCGCAAGCCCAACAGGCGUAUCGGGAAAGAGAACAAGAGCGUGCGAGGGAAAGGGAAUUGCAACUGCAAAACGUGCAGCAAAUGGCAUUGCUUGACCAGCCUCCAUCACCUCCCCCUCCUCAACAAUACAACAAUGUUAAUCCUGGCGGGUAUGGCAGCUACCCUCCUCAGAAUAUCAGUCCGAUGCGAGGGCCAUAUGGCGGAGGGGCACCACCGUUUAACCCGGGGCCAGGCUAUUACAACAACGCCAUGGGCCAGUCACCAUCGAGAAUGGGAAUGCCAGCUAUGGACCCGAGAAUGGGAAUGGGUGGAGGUAUGGGUAUGGACUUUGGGCAUAUGGGAAUGCCAAUGGGAAUGAAUCGGGGUGGGAUGAUGGCUCCUCCAAGCCCACCUCGGCGACCACCCAGAACUGGGAGUGCUUACGACGAUGCUGCUUACAAUCCUGCGUUAGACCGAUAG
Molecule: messenger RNA, 888 nt
Organism: Mycena indigotica
Lineage: Eukaryota; Fungi; Basidiomycota; Agaricomycetes; Agaricales; Mycenaceae
Exons: 2
Coding region: 1-888 (295 amino acids)
Source: RefSeq, a predicted model, not a curated record